Mycena citricolor is the source of this 1131-nucleotide messenger RNA. The record is from the annotation of a GenBank genome assembly. Lineage: Eukaryota; Fungi; Basidiomycota; Agaricomycetes; Agaricales; Mycenaceae.
AUGGUCUCCCCUCGCACAGCUGUUGUUUUUCUCUCUUUAGCGCUUUGCGCUCGCGCAUCGUUCCGCGACUACGGAAUUCCCGAGUCAGACGCGACUGUCGACGUACGCGUCUUCGAUGUCGGAACUUCCUCGGUCACCAAUGGCACGGGUCUAAUUCUGCACCCUGUACCGGCCGGCCGAGAGACCAUCACUUUCCCCUUGUUCGCGUUCUUGAUCGAGCACCAAGGGAAGCGGAUCAUGUUUGACUUGGGCAUGAGAAACGACACCCAGAAUUUCGCGCCUAGCAUCGCCAGUGUGUUCGCCGCGAACAUCUCCAAGCUCGAGGAGCCCAAUGGAGACAUCACGGGAAUGCUGGAGGCGGGCGGAAUCCCUCUGAAUACGAUUGAUACAGUCAUCUGGAGCCACGCGCAUUUUGACCACAUCGGAGACAUGUCCAAAUUCCCGAACAGCACCGAACUCGUCAUUGGGGCCGAGACCAACACGGACACUUAUCCUCAAGUUCCUACUGCAAGUUUGAAAGUUGAAGAUCUUGCCGGACGCACUGUGACCAAGAUCGACUUCUCGAAGGCCAAUACCACAUUCAGUGGCCUGAAAGCUGUCGACUACUUUGGAGACGGGAGUUUCUAUCUUCUGGACACCCCUGGUCAUCUGGCUGGUCAUAUCACCGCGUUAGCCCGGACCACCAGCUCCUCGUUCCUCGUCCUUGGCGGCGACACAUUCCACCAUCCCGGCGCAAUUCGCCCCCGGCCAGCGUUCCAGCAACAGUACCCUUGCCCCGCCCAUCUGCUCGAGGACGCCAAAACCAUCUCCACAGAGUACUUCUGGUCUCCGAAGAGCCGUGCGGGCGCAUUCGAUCUUCCCUCGCGCCCGGAGCAGCUCUUUGCCCUGUCGGACUCGCCCAACUCGUUCUUCGCCGAUCCGGUCGUCUCGCAGAUCUCCGUCGCAAAGCUUGCCAACUUUGAUGCCGAUCCGGACUUCUUCGUCGUCAUCUCCCAUGACAUCAGUCUGCGCGGGGCGAUCCCCGUGUUCCCCGCAUACCUGAACCGCUGGAAGCACGAUCAACUGAAGGAGAAUACGGUGUGGGGAUUCCUGAACAAGUCGAGCCCGUCUUUUAUGUUUACUCCCAUCUAA